UAUAAUGAUAUUACAUUGUUCGGCACCUUAAAAGCUUAUUUAAAUAAUUAUAAAUCCCAAAAAUUUUUAAAUAGAAUAAAAAACUACAUUAAAUACAGACGAUUGUUUGAAUUUAGAUACAACAUUUUUUCAUAAAUAAACUUUUUAUGUAAAUAAUAGAAUAUAUUUUAUCCAAAACUCGAUUUCUAAAGAUAAUAAUCAUAUAUAUUGUGCAGAUUUUGACUUAAAAAAACUAUUUCCAAUUAAAAAUAUAGAUACAAAGCCAUCAUCUUUCAGAAUAAAUUACUCAGCUGUAAUUUAUAUGUUUAAAAUUUACAUAUUCGGCGGUCUAAAUGAUAAUAAUUAACCCACUAAUAUGUUUGAUAGUUUCGAUAUAAGUACUUAUAAAUGGGAAAAAGUUUCAACCAGUGGGAAAUUACCUCUUCCGAGACAUUCACAUUGUUGUGAAAUAAUAGAAAAUAAAAUGAUUUUAUUCGGAGGAACCAAAUCUAAUGAUAUAUUUGAUAGAGAAUGCUUCUAUUCUGAUAUAAACGUGCUUGAUUUAAAAACUUAAGAAUGGAUAUAAUUAAAUGUUAAUGGAUAAAUUCCAAAAUAUAUGGCAUAUGGAUAUAGCUUCAAAAUAGAAGAUAAUUUAAUACUUUUUUUAUGGAAUGAUAGGGCUAAUGAUAGUCAUGAAAUGGAAUGCAGUGUUUUAGAUUUAAAUGGAUUGAAAUGGAGUUAUUUAGAUUUGCUUUCUAAAAAACCAGAAUUAAGAUAUUCUGCUGCUAGUUGUUAUAAUGAAGGGUUGAAAUAAGUUAUUUUUUAUGGUGGAUUUUCUUUUACUUAGAACGAGAUUAAUUGUGUUGUUAAUGAUUUAGAUUAAUUGUUACUUUUUAAAGAUGAAAAUGCUGAAGUUUUUUCAUAGUUAGAAUUAUAUGGAGGUGAUACAUAUGAGUAGAAUUUUUAGGAAAAUAUACCUAGUUAAGUUGAGGAAAUUAAAAAUGACUAUUUUUAUAAAGAAAGUAUUGUUAUAUUUAUUAAUUUAAAUAAGAAAAUAAAAAAAAAAAGGUGAAGUUGAUGUGGAAGAUAUUUCGUUUGAAUAACUACUUAAAAGAGAAAAGUAAGCUGAAGAAGAAGAAUUAAAAUAAAAAUAAAAUAUAAUGGAAAACUCAAAUGAAAGUAAAAUGAAAAAUAAAAGCAAAUCGUAGAUUAAUUAAAAUUAAGGAGGUAG
This is a messenger RNA of Ichthyophthirius multifiliis, 1210 nucleotides long. Its product is annotated as kelch repeat protein. Lineage: Eukaryota; Ciliophora; Oligohymenophorea; Hymenostomatida. Gene Ontology annotation, cellular component: cytoplasm. Gene Ontology annotation, molecular function: chromatin binding; protein binding. The record is from RefSeq and is a predicted model, not a curated record. The transcript has 2 exons.